GUUGGACAUGGCUCACUAACGGUUGCGUUAGCUAGCAGCUAGCGCAACCUGUUGUUGAGCUAGCCUAGCAGAAAUGGAUGCCUUAAACACACAGGCCGCUGCGGCGUCGUUUGAUGUCAUGCAAAGGGAAAUUGUGAGAAGACCAGUUUGCCGUUCGUGGAGCUCAUUGGUGUCUAUACGUUGGAGACAUUUUGGGGGAAUAUGACAAACAACGUACACAUUUGAUUGUACAACACUUGAGAGAGAAUUAGCGUUAAAGUAGCGCUCUGUUAGCCUGAGCUGCUAACGACGCUAGCAAGUGGUUCUCUUUGUGAAGGAAUAACGUACUUUUUCUUCUGACGCACUCUCUCUUUCUCUACCGUAAAGCUUUAAACAACGAGGUUAUUUCAUAGUAAAAUGGUAAAGCACUGAAACCAAACUUUUUUUUCAGCUAUUGGUUCAUAUGAGUUACCACAUUUGGCAGACUGCCUCAUAACAAUCCUCACAUAGCUAAUGUGUAUCUCAUGCAGAUGUGAAGUCAGACACUGGAGACCUCUUGCUACCCUGGACCUAGUGACAUCCUCUUCAUCCCCUUCGUCGUCGUCUUACAUGAAGAGAGGGGAGAAACCCGAAGGAUACAGACAGAUGAGACCCAAGACAUUUCCCACCAGUAACUACAGCGGCAACAGCCAACACAUGCUGCAGGAAAUACGGAACAGCCUGCGCAAUUUGUCCAAACCCUCGGAGCCUCCUAAAGUGGACAAUGGAGGUGCUGGGAAAUUGCCUCCCGAGGACCCGAGGCAACAAGGGCGCAGCACUAAUGGCAAAAACCCCCACCACAAGGCCCUGCAAGAGAUCCGCAAAUCCCUGCUGCCUUUUGCCAACGAGACCAGUACUUCAGGCUCUGAGGGGAACCAACACAUGUCGCUGGAGCUCCCCUGUGCUGGGUUUGAGGAGCAGAGUAACAGUCGCAGUAUGGGGGCUGUUAUAGACUACAUGGGUAAGGUGAGCUACCAGGACUCGGUGUGGGAACAGAUGGCUGUUGCCAACCCCAACACUACAGGUCUGAAAGCCCCAGGAUCUUCUCACAUCCAACAGGCCGUGCUGAGGAGGCCGAGCUGGAAAGGCUCGAAGGAGUCUUUGGUGCCUCGACACGGUCCGCUCAUGGUGGAUGGGAUGAUGUACCGCUCCGACAGCCCCGGACCUCCUCCUGCCUUCCCACAGGGUCACCCUGCUAACGGCCAGAGGGCCAAUCCUCCACUGCCGCCCCAGGUGCGCAGCGUCACGCCUCCACCAAACCGCGGUGCCAUGCCUCCUGCUCUGUCCUGGGACAGCAACCCGUCAACCAAGCGCUACUCUGGCAACAUGGAUUACCUUUUGCCGCGCAUCUCUCCGGUACCCCAGGGGGCCUGGGCUGAUGGGUACCAGUCGUCUGCGCCUCAAAACCAGCGUGGGAUCAGCCCAGUCCCCGUGGGCCACCAGCCCAUCAUAAUGCAAAGCUCUGGGGGGAAUAAGUUCACCUUCCCCUCCAGCUGGUCUCAGAAUGGCUCCCCUCAGCCAGACUACAUGGCAGGGGGCAGCAGACAGCCUCCUCCUCCUCCUUACCCGGUUAACCAGAGCAGCCGGCACAGUCCCACUGACCAGCAGAUGCAGUCCGGAGGACCCGCAUCCUCUCCCUCUUACAUCAAUGGUGGAAAUAUCCCUCAGUCCAUGAUGGUUCCCAGCCGGAACAGUCACAACCUCGACAUCUACAACAUGGGUCCUCCUCAGUCCUGGUCCCAGGCUCCUCUGAACCCCUCCCAGUCUUCUUCUGGCAACCAGGACCUGUCCCCGUCAUGGCAGCACAACAUAGUGCGCUCUAAUUCCUUCAACAACCACCAGCUGAACAGCAGACAAGUCCACCUAUCCAGCUCCCAGCCCUCUGCCACCACAGUCACCGCCAUCACCCAGGCUCCCAUCCUGCAGCCGGUCAAAAGCAUACGUGUCCAGAAACCCGAGUUGCACACCGCUGUUGCUCCCACUCACCCUCCAUGGAUGCAGCAGCCCGUGCCGUCUCCAGCUGCACCUGCUUACCCAGAACCGCCAGCACCCGUACCUCAGAUCCCCGUUGUUGCAGAAGCCCCCAGCUACCAGGGGCCCCCUCCGCCCUAUCCUAAGCAUCUCCUCCAACAGCAAGCAGCACCCGGCCCUCCUGCCUACGAUCUAGGGGCCAAUAAACUCGGCACGGGCAGAGAGGAGCCCGCCGAAGAGGAUGGUGGGGACGGCUCCCGAGACAAGACGGCGGAGAGCACUGCAGCGACGGAGAAGGAGAAUAAGCAAAUCACGACAUCGCCGGUUCCUGUCCGCCGCAACACGAAAGACGAAGAGCCGAGAGGGGAGUCCGGACGAAUCGCACUUUAUUCGCCCCAGGCCUUCAAGUUCUUCAUGGAGCAACACGUGGAGAAUAUCCUGAAGAACCAUCAGCAGAGGAUUCGGAGGAGGAAGCAGCUGGAAAGUGAGAUGCAAAGGGUGGGUUUGUCUUCAGAAGCUCAGGAGCAGAUGCGUAUGAUGCUGUGCCAGAAAGAGUCUAACUACAUCCGGCUAAAGCGAGCCAAGAUGGACAAAUCCAUGUUCAAGAGAAUCAAGACCCUCGGCAUCGGAGCCUUCGGUGAGGUGUGCUUGGCCAGAAAAGAGGACACGGGAGCGCUGUACGCCAUGAAGACGCUCCGCAAGAAGGACGUGCUGCUGAGGAACCAGGUGGCCCACGUCAAGGCCGAGCGGGACAUCCUGGCCGAGGCGGACAACGAGUGGGUGGUGCGUCUCUACUACUCUUUCCAAGACAAAGACAACCUGUACUUUGUCAUGGAGUACAUUCCCGGAGGGGACAUGAUGAGCCUCCUCAUCCGGCUCGGCAUCUUCAAAGAAGAGCUGGCCCAGUUCUACAUCGCGGAGCUCACCUGUGCCGUGGAGAGCGUCCACAAGAUGGGCUUCAUCCACCGGGACAUCAAGCCCGACAACAUCCUCAUAGACCGAGACGGACACAUAAAGCUGACCGACUUCGGCCUCUGCACCGGCUUCCGCUGGACGCAUGACUCCAAGUAUUACCAGAGUGGCGACCACGUGAGGCAGGACAGCAUGGACUUCAGUAAGGAGUGGGAGGACCCGAGCAACUGCCGCUGUACAGACCGCCUGAAGCCUCUGGAGAGGAGGAAGGCCCGGCAGCACCAGCGCUGCCUGGCUCAUUCACUGGUCGGUACGCCCAACUACAUAGCCCCUGAAGUGCUGCUCCGGACAGGAUACACCCAGCUCUGUGAUUGGUGGAGUGUCGGCGUCAUCUUGUAUGAAAUGGUCGUUGGACAGCCGCCCUUCUUAGCGACCACGCCCCUGGAGACACAGAUGAAGGUGAUCAACUGGAAGAGCAUGCUGCACAUUCCCCCGCCCGCCAAGCUCAGCCCCGAGGCGUCGGAUCUCAUCGUUAAGCUGUGCCGCAGCCCCGAAGACCGCCUGGGCAAGAACGGCACGGACGAAAUCAAAGCCCACCCUUUCUUCAAGGACAUCGACUUCUCCAGCGACCUGCGGCAGCAGGCGGCGCCGUACGUCCCCACCAUCGCUCACUCCACGGACACCUCCAACUUCGACCCCGUGGACCCGGAGAAAAUGUGGAGCAGCGACAGCGACGGCGAGGACAACCUCAACGACACGCUCAACGGCUGGUUCCGCAACGGCAAGCACCCCGAGCACGCCUUCUACGAGUUCACCUUCCGCCGCUUCUUCGACGACAACGGCCAUCCCUACAGCUGCCCCAAGCCCAUCGAGUACGAGGGCUACGAUGGGGACGAGGCGGACUCCGAGGGCCCGGUGAAGGAGGCUGCCGCUAGCUCAGCCCCUCGGGGCCGGGAACUGGUCUACGUGUAGUACUGGAGGCUAGCUGAGGUGUGUGAGUGAGUGAGUGAGUGAGUGUGUGAGUGAGUGAGUGGUAAUACAACGGUACAGCGUUUAAAUCCUUGCACAUAGGAAAGUAUGUUUUUAGGAGCAGCCAGAACACUCUGUAGCACAUUUGAUCAAAGCUUGUUAGUUCACACUACAAGUUCAAGGAAUCGUCAGGGGCAUUCUGGGAAAACACGCUUAUUUACUUUCUUGGCCAGUUAGAUCGAUACGAUGUAUGACGCUGCAGUGAGCUUUAUAAGGCUCUGGUAGAUUUAUUUUAUUUAUUUUUGGACAGAGACGGGCUACUUGUUUCCCCUGCUUCCAGUCUUAAAGGUAAGCUAGCCUAACCAGCUGAUAGCAGCAGUUUCAUAUUUACCAUAAAGAAAUGAGAGAGGUAUCCAUUGUCUCGUCUAAGAGGGCAAUUAAGUGAGUUUUCCCUAAAUGUUGCUGUUAAUAUUAGAAUAAACUGUACGGUGUUUGCUGCCUGAGGAACAGAAAGCUGAAAAUAAUCAGGGUGCUCUUUUUAAAAGACUUAUCGCAGACUCCCCUUUAAGCCUUAAUUUAUUUAAGCAGAUUGUACCUGGUGACGCUAGUGUAGAUGCUGUUUGAGUGUGGGAUUUUAUUAUUUUCAUGAAAUUACAUCUAGUGGUUAAAACUGUCUUAAUUUAUAUCUUAAUGUCCGUUGCAAUGGGGAUUUAGUUUUGUCUCAUAGAAGUGUUGCAGGGAUAAGUUGCUCUAAUUAUUCGUUGCUGUGCCUUUUUGUGAUUAUUUGUUUUUUAUCUUUCACCAAAUAUAAAGAGGGUUAAUAAUCAGACUUUAGAGUAGCAUCACCUGAUUGAACUACAGUAGGUUUUUUUUGUUUUAUUUUUCUAAUUUAUACUUAAAAUGUAUUUAUAAAUGAAGUUGCAUACAGUUGAUGUAAAUAUGUUUCCUGCCCUGUCAGCUGAUUGUUUCCUUAGGGCAGGCCCUCUGUAGUGUCCACUGCUGCUGCACUCUGUUAGUGUUUCCUCACAAAGUACAAACACUGACUCGCAGCGCUCUGAAUAGAUUCUUCACGCUCGUCUCUCAACCAAAGCACUAAAUAGGUUUUCACUGUUUCUGUUACAAAUACUCACGUUUAUAAGAUAAUGAUCACAAGACUGAAAUUAGUAUUUGUGGAGUUAUUACACUAGCAGCCAGAAAUGCCUUGCUUUUAGGCACCUAACCACUUCAUCCUAUUGUACUCUAUACGGUGUUGAGGAUUCCUGAGAGUAUUGAAACUCAUUUCCUGUAAAGUAAUCUUCUUAUUUACCGUUUUUAAGAAUCACUACAGCUGACUGUCAUGUGUUGAUUCAUGUCUCUGUACUGGUUUUAUUAUUUUUAGCUGGACUGAUGGACUGACUGAGCUUCCAUCACAUAUCGAGAUGAUUUUGUGAGCCGCUGUACUUCUUCUUUGUGUUUAGGAAAAGAUCUCUGAAUGUAGUUCUGGACUUAAUGGUGACCACUGGCAGUCUGCACUGGUUUUGUGAGUUUUUUUUUUUUUUUUUUUUUUUUUUUUU
Messenger RNA from Anarrhichthys ocellatus (wolf-eel), 5423 nucleotides. It is a transcript of the gene lats1, whose product is annotated as large tumor suppressor kinase 1. The coding region runs from base 493 to 3873 and encodes 1126 amino acids. The transcript is spliced from 8 exons. Gene Ontology annotation, biological process: positive regulation of apoptotic process; peptidyl-serine phosphorylation; regulation of organ growth. The record is from RefSeq and is a predicted model, not a curated record. Lineage: Eukaryota; Metazoa; Chordata; Actinopteri; Perciformes; Anarhichadidae. Gene Ontology annotation, molecular function: protein serine/threonine kinase activity; ATP binding.